AUGACGCCGUCGGUCGGGACGUUGCUAUCAGCUGCAACUGCCGAGAGCAGUGCAGAGCACGGCCGGCCCAGCUAUGGCAACAGAGUGGCCGAAGCUUCAUAUGAUAGGAGAUCGGUGUCAAUCUUCUCUCCCGCCUACGCUUGGCAAGCGAAUAACUGUAUUACCCAAAAUGUGGAACCAUUCCUCGUGGGAACCACUGUGGACCUGAAGAUGGAGAAUUCACAGCCCUCUGGCUCCUUCAAGAUCCGUGGCAUCGGACACCUCUGCCAGCAGCUCGCCAGGCAGUCCAAAGGAGUUGUCUGCUCUUCAGGUGGUAACACAGGUAUGGCUGCAGCCUACAUAGCCAGAAAAAUGGGUGUACCGGCCACCAUCGUAGUUCCCUCCUCGUCUCCUCAGCUGGUCGUUCAGACACUCCAGGAUCAGGGUGCUACUGUCAAGAUUACAGGCAGGGUUUGGGAUGAUGCCAAUGCAGAGGCUCUCAGACUGCAAGAGACUGAAGGACUCACCUACGUUCCUCCGUUAGAUCACCCGUUGCUCUGGCAGGGCCAUGCCAGCGUGAUCGCCCGGGUGGCGACCUCCCUGGGCCCCGGCGUGAAGCCUGGAGCUGUGCUGGUGUCCAUGGGCGGAGGAGGGCUCCUCUGUGGGGUCGUCCGGGGCCUGAAGGACGCGGGCUGGACGGAUGUGCCCAUCGUCGCAAUGGAAACGGCGGGGGCCGACUGUUUCAACGCUGCGGUCAAGGCGGGGAGGUUGGUCACCCUGGAUGACAUCACCAGUGAGGCCAAAUGUCUCGGAGCAAAGACGGUUUGCAAGAAAGCUUUUGAAUAUAGCCGAUGCAGCGAGCUCACCAUCAUCUCUGAACUUGUGACGGAACUCUGCUUGAACGUGCGUUUUCAUUUUCUUUUGGCCGGCGAGGAGCGCGUGUUGGUGGAGAUGGCGUGCGGAGCGGCACUAGCAGCCGUCUACAGCGGACUCGCACGCAGAUUACAGGAUGAAGGUCGGCUGCCGGCUCUCUUGGGCCCCCUGCUGGUGAUCGUGUGCGGUGGCAGCAGCAUCGACAUGGAGCAGCUGACCCUCCUCAAACACAAACUGCAGGCUUAAAGUACUGUGUGUGUGUGUGUGUGUGUGUGUGUGUGUGUGUGUGUGUGUGUGUGACUGGCUAAUGUUGGGCUACAAAGAUAGAAUCAGUUCAGUGACUGAUGUGUGGAUGGAUGACUGGAAUGAAGAUAUAAAUCAAUAAUUAUAAAAAAAGAGAAAAAAACAACUACAGAUAUGUAUCAUCUCAUUUAAAAGCAAAUGUGUCAUUUGCAAUAUUGGUAAUUAAGAUAUUUGUGCUUCUCCUAAUAUUGUGGUGUCAUUUUUAAGUCACAUAAAAUAUGAAAAUGCAAUGAGAUUUCUUAGAAAAAUAACAUUUCUUGAGUUAUAAAUCAAUGAACCGUCAGAAUUCAAUGACUACAUCUCCCCACAUGGUGGUGUCACUGCCAGUCUGAAGCAUUACUAAAUAUUACACUACACCCAAAUAUUUGUACAUUCUAGUCUUCUUUUGGUCUUUUUGUAAAUACAUUUGCGGCCUCGGAAUGAUUUCCAUAUUUGAAAUGAA
This is a messenger RNA of Anarrhichthys ocellatus (wolf-eel), 1597 nucleotides long. It is a transcript of the gene sdsl, whose product is annotated as serine dehydratase-like. The coding region runs from base 1 to 1098 and encodes 365 amino acids. Gene Ontology annotation, molecular function: pyridoxal phosphate binding; threonine deaminase activity; L-serine ammonia-lyase activity. The transcript has 9 exons. Gene Ontology annotation, biological process: L-threonine catabolic process; L-serine catabolic process. Lineage: Eukaryota; Metazoa; Chordata; Actinopteri; Perciformes; Anarhichadidae. The record is from RefSeq and is a predicted model, not a curated record.